GCGUAGCAGGGAGCAAGCAGGGAGGGCGAGUAGGCAAGUAUUGGGCAAGUAUUGGGUAUUUAUCAUAUUUAUAUGCCCUGGCAGCUACGCGCCCUAACCCAACAAGAACAAGAAGAAGUAUUUAUUUGCACUGUGGUAUUGCCCGUAUUGGGCAAGUAGCAGUUCUCUAUAUCAAUAUACCGUAUCAUACCUAGGGCCGCAAAAUGAUAAGUAUUUCAGUUUCGGCCUUCCAAGUUCCAAUUUAAGAAUCUUCUUACAAUUCAAAGGAAUGAAAUGGUGACGCUCCGACAGGAGGCUGCGUGAGAUUGAUAAGCAUAAUACCUAAGGGUAUUUGAUAUCUGACAUAGCCAUACUAUUGAUUCACGAUCAAUGGCCUCUACAAAAGCCGGGCAUACAUGUGUGCUGUGCGAUAAACAGUUGGAAACGAAAGCGGCACUUCAGGAACACUUCAGGGACCAUGCCAACGGUAAAAUCAAGCCUCGCCAGCGGCGGACGGGGAACCGGGUGCCGCAGGGUGGCCGCCGGCCGGUCUCUGCCGGCGCGCCCCCGCAGCAGCGCGAGCAGCAGGCGGCGGCGGCGCACGACCACGACGAGCCCGCCUGGCAGUGCGACAGCUGCUCGGAGUCGUUCCCCUCCGUGACUGCCGCCAUCACGCACAAGUUCAAGAUGCAUCCGGACAGCUCGGCCAAACACUUUUGUCCGUACUGCGGCCAGCAGUUUCCGCUGAGGGUGUGUUUCGACCUGCACGUGAAGAGCCACAGCGAUGAAAAGGUGUCGAGCGAGGAGGCGGCGUGCUCCGACUGCGGCGCCGUCUUCUACCAGGACAAGGCCAGAGAGUAUCACUACAAGUCGGUCCACUGCAGGUCUGUCAGCAUAGGUCAGCCCAAGUUCUGUCCGCCGCCCAGUCUGAAGAUCGACGUGAGUCAGUCGGGCGAGCUGCGCUCCUGCUACUACUGCCACCUGUGCGGCUCCGAGUACACGGUCAAGUACAACCUGGUGCGCCACCUGGAGCGACACGAGCCCGCCGAGCGCAACACGGUGCCCAGUGACAUGAUCCGCUGUAACCGCUGCACCAGCGUGUUCUACAACCAGCGGGCCUACACGGCGCACCUGCUGCGGCACCGCGAGGGCGACCUGUUCGUCAGCACCGAGCAGCAGAGGCUGCAGGUGGUGGACAGGGUGGACCAGGACCUGGACCUGACGCGCAUCCCCAGCGCGCUGGACCGCUACGUGCCGGGCGGCGGAGCGGCGCGCACCGCCAGCCGCGCCAAGCGGCCCGCCGAGCGCGCUGACGACACGGCCGCCAAGUCAGUGCGCGCCAGCUGAUGGCGCGGCGGCGGCGGCGCGCGCCCGAGCGGCGAGCCGAGCCCGCCGCCGCGCUGUGCCCCGCGCCGCCCGCCCGGAACGGGCUCCCGUCCUCCCCCUCGAGUCAUACUCACCCUGUGCUAGGUCACCGAUGUUUCUCUGUUAGCCAUUAGAUAAUAUUUUGUCUAUAGUGUUUUUUUUUUUGCAAUGCUGUACUCACCAUUUCCGAAGUUGUUUUCGAACUUGGGGAGAUAAUUGUAAAGAUGUAUUAGUGCUAACGUCGUGUAAAUAGCCAGAUGUUUGUAUCAUGUCUGUUUCAUUGCGAGGCCAACGAUGUCGCCUCUGUCAAUAUCAUCUGUGCAUGGAAAA
Molecule: messenger RNA, 1674 nt
Organism: Amphibalanus amphitrite
Lineage: Eukaryota; Metazoa; Arthropoda; Thecostraca; Balanomorpha; Balanidae
Product: zinc finger protein 672-like
Exons: 8
Coding region: 370-1326 (318 amino acids)
Biological process (GO): regulation of transcription by RNA polymerase II
Cellular component (GO): nucleus
Molecular function (GO): DNA-binding transcription factor activity, RNA polymerase II-specific; RNA polymerase II transcription regulatory region sequence-specific DNA binding
Source: RefSeq, a predicted model, not a curated record